CGUAACAGACAAGUCAACUCUGCAAGUUCGAAGAACUUGCUGGGAAAGUGGUGUGGAAAUGUAAUUUGCCAAUAGCAGCCAAUAUAAAUCUCCCCUCCACAUUGAAAUCCUGUGAGCUUUCCCCAACAACCGUAUCAUUGAGAGUUCCACACGACGACGGUGAAUUCUACAAACUAAACAACUGACUUGUAAUAGUCAGUUCAUAACGAUCGUUGCGACCAUUUAUUCCACAAACCAUGAUACCGUCGCUGGUUGAAGGAGCAGUUCUUGGGGCAGCAUUCGAAACGUUGUUCGGUGAGGUCAAGAUUAUAAUACAGAAGGCUGUCAAGUUCAAAGACAAACUGAAUAGAAUCAAGAGAAAGCUAGAAGGUUUGGAGAAUCCUAUAAAGCAGAUUCAAGCACAGGAAAUGGUAUUGGAUUUGUCACAAUUUAGGACAAAAGAUUUCGUCGAAGAGUUGGAGGAGGGCAAGAAGCUCGUUAGCAAGUGCUUGAGUGUUAGCAAGUGGUGGAACGUUCACAAAUGGCCUGGCUACACAACCAAGCUUCUUGAAUUGGACGAAUCUCUCAAAGACUUAUUGGAGAUACUACAAGCUCAAUUGGGUACUGUUCAGAUGGAGACUCUGAAAUUGGUGAGGCAUAUGCACGCCGAUAGUAUGAGAUCUCAAGAGCCGAAAUUGCAAGAGAGUUGGAAUGCGAAAGGUUUCUGUGAGGUUCCCGAACCGCCGGAGUUUACCGUCGGAUUGGACGCGCCUUUAGAGGAGUUGAAGAUGGAGCUUCUUAGGGAGGAUAGCUCAGUGCUUGUUGUGACUGCUCCCCCUGGAUGUGGGAAGACCACAUUAGUCAAGAAGCUCUGCUGGGAUGAUGAAAUCAAAGAGAAAUUCAACAACAUCAUGUUUGUAAAAGUUUCAAAAAUGGCCGACCUGAAACUCAUCGUACAACUUCUUUAUGAACACAAUGGUCGAGAGGGGCCUCCUCUUCGAGACGAAGAAGAUGCAGCGAUCCAGUUGGAAAGAUUGCUGAAGGAAAUAGGACACAUCUCUAUGUUGUUAGUUCUAGAUGAUGUUUGGUCUGGAUCAGAGUCCCUCAUUAAUAAGUUCAUUUUCCCGAUACCAGAUUACAAGAUUUUGGUGACAUCGCGAUCUGAAUUUCCAGGAUUUAGACCAACAUAUAAAUUGAAGACACUAAGUGAUGAGAAUGCAACAACUCUUUUGUGCCACUAUGCAAUCUUGGCAGAUGAGAGCUCUAACAUUCAAGAUGAUGUUGUGAAAAAGGUAGUCCAGCACUGCAAGAAAGUUCCCCUUGCGCUCGAAUUGGUUGGGACAUUGCUGCGGGGGAGGGCUCAAGAGAUCUGGGAAAGAAAAGUGGAAGAAUGGUCAGAAAAUUCUUCCGUUCUCAGUUUUGAGGACAAGCUGCUCGCUUGCCUAAAAAGCAGCUUGGAUUUUCUGGGUGAAAAAGAUGUUAAACUUAAGGAAUGCUUCAUGGAUCUUGCUUCAUUUCCUGAAGACAAAAGAAUUCCAGCUACCGCCCUCAUUGACAUGUGGACAGAACUGCAUGGACUAAAAGAAUCGCACGCCGCUGCUAACCUUUUCGAACUCCACCACUGGAAUAUGGCGAAUGUUGUGAUCACAAGAAGAGACGCAUAUGAAAAAGACGGCUAUUACAGUGAACACUUUGUUACUCAGCAUGAUAUGCUUAGAGAACUUGCUAUUCAUCAGAGCAGGCAGGAACCAGAAGAACAGAGAAAAAGGUUAAUUCUGGAAUUAAAUGGAAACAAGCUUCCCAAUUGGUGGAAUGAACCAAAUGAGCCAACUUUCAAUGCCCACUUAGUGGCUAUCACUACUGAUAGAAACUUCUCAUCAAAAUGGUGCAACAUGAAACUGCCUGAAGCCGAGGUUCUAAUUCUGAAUUUUCAGGCGGAGAAUUAUGCCUUGCCUGAUUUCUUGAAGAGCAUGAGCAAACUUAAGGUUCUGAUAAUCACAAACCAUGGUUUCUUCCCCGCUAAAUUAAGCAAUUUCGAGCUGCUUAGUUCCUUAACCAAUCUGAAGAGGGUCAGAUUCGAGUGCGUUGUAAUUCCUUCCCUAACCGAAACUUCCAUAAAAUUGGAGAAUCUGCAGAAGCUAUCUUUGUUCAUGUGUAAAGUUGCUCAUGCUUUUGGUUCUAUCAAGAUAUCAGAAGUGUUUCGAAGUCUAGAGGAGAUUAACAUUGACUAUUGCACUGAUUUUGCGUAUUUCCCAGCUGGGUUCUGUGACAUAGUCAAUGAGAAGCUCAAGAAGCUCAGCAUCACACAUUGUCAUAAGUUGUCUAAACUACCUGACGAAAUCGGAAACCUGAUCAAUCUAGAACUAUUGAGGCUAAGGUCCAGCAUUCGUUUGGAAAAUUUACCUGACUCCCUAUGCAAGCUCUAUAGGCUGACCUUUAUUGACAUAUCCAACUGCUUAAGCAUUCAAUACUUGCCUGAACACAUCGGUGAGAUGCGUGGUUUAACAAAGCUCAACAUGACAGACUGCUCGAGGUUUCGGGAGCUACCUCCAACUGUUCUGGACUUGGAAGAAUUAAAAGAGGUGGUGUGUGAUGAGGAUAUUAAAGAACUGUGGGAAAUACAUCCUUUCGAGGAUGAUAAGAAGAUAAAUCUAAGGUUGGCGAAGGAAGAUUAUCACUUGAGAUGGCUUUAGAGCUUCAAUCUUGCGCCCUUGAAAUAUUUUGCUGGUUGAAUGAUUUGUGAUGUACUUUGGUCUUUGUAGUUGCAAGUCUAGUUGAUUGUUUCUCCCUGUUGCUUUAGUUAGAAAUCAUUAAUCUUGUGAAAUUCCAAAUUUCAUUUUAUGGUCAUGGAAAAGCAAUUUGAAAAGGGUAUUAAAGUAUUGCAAUA
Molecule: messenger RNA, 2866 nt
Organism: Morus notabilis
Lineage: Eukaryota; Viridiplantae; Streptophyta; Magnoliopsida; Rosales; Moraceae
Product: probable disease resistance protein At5g66900
Exons: 6
Coding region: 237-2672 (811 amino acids)
Biological process (GO): defense response to fungus; cell surface receptor signaling pathway
Molecular function (GO): ADP binding
Source: RefSeq, a predicted model, not a curated record